AGGAGCCGCCGCAGCUGGCUCCAGCCCGGAGGGAACCAAACCCGCCGCGGACCAUGAGCCGCCGGGCCCCGGGAGCCCGGCCGCAGUCGGGGCAGCGCUCCGCCGGCGCCCCGGCCCGCGCGGCCCCAGCUGCACGCCUGUAGCUGCAGGGUACCGCGAUGGGACGGGAGCCAUGAACGGUGCCGACUCUGGCGCCGCCGCCGCUACCCCGGUCCCUGUCCCGGACUGGCGGCAGUUCUGCGAGCUGCACGCACAAGUGGCCGCCGUGGACUUCGCGCACAAAUUUUGCCGCUUCUUGCGGGACAACCCGGCCUACGACACGCCCGACGCUGGGACCUCCUUUUCCCGCCACUUCACCGCCAACUUCCUGGACGUCUUCAGCGAGGAGGUGCGCCGCAUGCUGGUGGCAGGGCCAGCGUCGCGGGGGACCCCUGAGCGCGCCAAUGCCAUGGAGCCUGAGCCCGUGGGGACCUCAGCGCUCAAGACUACUGCCUAUGGCCACUCGCGGAGCUCGGAGGACGUGUCGGCGCACGUGGCGGCCAAGGCCCGGGUCCGUAAGGGCUUCUCCCUGCGCAACAUGAGCCUGUGUGUGGUGGACGGUGUGCGGGACAUGUGGCACCGGCGUGCCUCCCCUGAGCCUGAAGCUGGGGCCACCCCGCGGGCCGCUGAGCCCCCUGCGGAGCCACGUGACAAGUGGACGCGUCGCCUGCGGCUAUCGCGGACUCUGGCGGCCAAGGUGGAGCUGGUGGACAUCCAGCGCGAGGGUGCGCUGCGCUUUAUGGUGGCGGACGAUGCAGCCACAGGCCCCGGGGGCACCGCGCAGUGGCAAAAGUGCCGCCUGCUCCUACGCAGGGCGGUGGCUGGGGAACGCUUCCGCCUGGAGUUCUUCGUGCCACCCAAGGCCUCCAGGCCCAAGGUCAGCAUCCCUCUGUCGGCCAUCAUUGAGGUCCGCACCACCAUGCCCUUGGAGAUGCCUGAGAAGGACAACACGUUCGUGCUCAAGGUGGAGAACGGAGCCGAGUACAUCCUGGAGACCAUCGACUCCCUGCAGAAACACUCCUGGGUGGCCGACAUCCAGGGCUGCGUGGACCCUGGCGACAGCGAGGAAGACGCCGAGCUGUCCUGUGCCCGGGGAGCCUGCCUGGCCAGCCGCGUGGCCUCCUGCAGCUGUGAGCUCUUGACAGAUGCGGCAGACCCACCCCGACCCCAAGGACCCCAAGACACAGCGGCAGCUGUGGGCGCCGUGGUGACAGCCCCACACAGCCGAGCUCGAGAGGCCGUCGGAGAGUCCCUGCUCCAUGUCCCACUGGAGACCUUCCUGCAGACCCUGGAGUCCCCCAGUGGCAGCGGCAGUGAUGGCAAUAAUGCAGGGGAGGAAGGAGCCGCUGAGCAGGAUCCCGAGGCUAAGCCAGAGCUGGAGCUCUCUGACUACCCCUGGUUCCAUGGGACGCUAUCACGGGUCAAGGCUGCUCAGCUGGUGCUGGCAGGUGGACCCCGGAGCCACGGCCUCUUCGUGAUCCGCCAAAGUGAGACUCGGCCUGGGGAGUACGUGCUGACCUUCAACUUCCAGGGCAAAGCCAAGCAUCUGCGCCUGUCCCUGAAUGGCCACGGCCAGUGCCAUGUACAGCAUCUGUGGUUCCAGUCCGUGCUUGACAUGCUCCGCCACUUCCACACCCACCCCAUUCCCCUGGAGUCAGGGGGUUCCGCUGACAUCACCCUGCGCAGCUAUGUGCGGGCCCAAGGCCCCCCACCUGACCCCGGGCCAUCGCCCAGCACCGUGCCCGCGCCCUCCGCCUGCUGGACCGAGUCAGCCGGCCAGCACUACUUCUCCAGCCUGGUCUCUGCCUCCUGCCCUCCCGCCUCGCCCUCCGAUGCGGCUGGUGCCUCGUCCUCGUCCGCCUCGUCGUCCUCAGCAGCGUCGAUUCCCGCGCCCCCGCGCCCGGCGGAGGUCCCGCUGAGCGCGCGCAGCCGCAGCAACAGCGCCGAGCGCCUGCUGGAGGCCGCAGUCGGCGCCCCCGAUGAGACCCCGGACGCGGCGCCGGGCCGCGCGCGCGCCGUGGAGAACCAGUACUCCUUCUAUUAGAACCGCAGCGCGCCGCCACGCCCCCCGCGGACGCCACGCCCCCGGCGGCCCGGCCACGCCCACUGGCCCCAGCCUAGCGCUGGUGGGAAAAGCGAAGCUCUUCAGUGAAGACAUAAUGUUAUUAAAGAGCCUGUUUUA
Molecule: messenger RNA, 2221 nt
Organism: Urocitellus parryii (Arctic ground squirrel)
Lineage: Eukaryota; Metazoa; Chordata; Mammalia; Rodentia; Sciuridae
Gene: Sh2b2
Product: SH2B adaptor protein 2
Biological process (GO): antigen receptor-mediated signaling pathway; intracellular signal transduction
Cellular component (GO): plasma membrane
Molecular function (GO): transmembrane receptor protein tyrosine kinase adaptor activity
Source: RefSeq, a predicted model, not a curated record